AUGGAAGGGAUCCAAGGCCGCUUCAUUCCUCCUGGUCAUCUCGAGGGCGGUGGAAGAGCAAUGGCCUCUGACCGUCGAAUGGCUGGCCCAGAGGGUCUGCCCAUGCGGCCAGACGCCGGCUACUACUCUUACAACCCAGCCGAUCUGCCAUUCAUGCCCUCCUACGGUAUCAACCAUCCUCAAGCGCCGCCUCCCAUGGGAUAUCCUGGCCCCUUGAUGCCCCCCUUCGCUCCUUCGAUGGACAUGAUGAAUGGUCGUGUCAUGGCACCACCGAGCCAAGUCUGGAAUCCCCCUGCGCCAGGAAGCUUCUUGAUGACGCCCGACAAUAUGUUCAAUCACAAUGCGAUCUUUGGUCCUGUCAGCCCUGGACUUGGCCCCGAGCAUGCUGUCCCAUUCGAUCCAAAUUCCGAGCCUCCGUUCAUUGAUUCAGCCGAACUACAUCGUCCCAGACGCAACGGUGUCAUCAAGAUCAAGAAUAUCCCCUACGGCCUCACCGUGACAGAGGUUCAGCAGUUCAUCUGCAAGUACGUGCAUCCGAACGACCUGAUCAAACCACAUCAAGAUGGAUUCCCGGUUCACAUCAUCAUGGAACGCUCCACUGGCAAGACGAUGGACUGCUACGUUGAGCUGAUCUCCCCAGAAAUCGCCGCUGAUGCCUGGGAGCGUGGGUUCAGCUAUGGACCAUGCCGUUUUCCUAAGCUUGGACAGAGACACGUGAUUGUGGAGCUGAGUGACCAGGCAGAGUUGAUGAAAGAUCUGUUUCCAAGAGCUCGCAGCAUCGUUUGGGACAAGGAAGCAUUCGGUGUUCCAAGAAAGGCCGCCAAUGUCGAUAAAUUCUCGUCAGGUUUUGCUGGUUUCGUCACUGCAGAAGAAAUGGCAGGGGUUGUGAGACAUGCCGAAACUCCGCAGCGUUCUCCAUUCGCUUCACGCAGUUUGCAGCGUACGUUCGAGAGCACCAUCAGUACUCUGUACAAGUUUCCCUGGUCAAGCACUGAGAUGCACACCAUGAGACAGCGCGAUAUUCUGUUCAAGACCUACGGGCGCCAGCUGGAGAUUCUAAUCUUCAAGGUCGAGCGUGAGCCGGCUCACGGCAGAGAUCGAGAAGUCGGCCUGGACAUCAAACUUUUGAUGGACUUUUGCUUCGCCGGCAUGAACUGUCUUGGCUUUUCUGAGCGCCAGAAAGCUGCGAUAGCCGAUGCGUCGCGCCAGAUCGGCCCCGGGUUCCGUACCAGUGUCCAUGCUCGUAACUGGCCCUUCCAGGCGCUGGCAGCCAAUCCAAGCACCCUGUCUGAUCAAGACAUUGGGAUGUGGAUUGAGAUCUUGGACUUGGGAAUGGUGGCCAUGGAGCGCGAGAACCGUCAAUCCAUUGGCAUUCGACCGUACCUCGAAGUUGUACGCGAUGACAAGGGCUAUGUGCUGUUCAAGUACACUGACAGAGGCUCGAACAUAACCCGCAAGGACUAUGCUAUGCUGGAGUACAACUUCAUGCGACAGAUGCUGCACAAGGGCUGGGCUACCUAUAUGCAUAACUCUGGCCUUGCUCCUCCGCCGGAUUUCGAGGACAACUACCCUGACGCUAUCCACGAUUACGAUGAGGCAAAUGGUGACGAUCUUCUGGAGAAGCAUAGUGUAUUUGCAUGCGCAAAGGCAGAUGAUACCAACAAACAACUCGCCGCAUUCCUCGAGUUGCUCCGUAUCACCCGUGACGAAGAGUAUGUCAAGGAAUGGAACGGCAACCAUGGCGACAACAACGCACAAGGUUCUUUCGCACUCGGAGCAGGUUUUGAGCAUCCCAUGUCACCUGAUCGAGGUAGGGUCAAGUCGCCAGUCAAACGUCUCGGUCAUCACGCGAAAACUCAGAGCUUGUCCGUUUUCCCAGAGUUGGCUGGGACGAGCAUGGGUCCUAUCCUGAGCCCGCCUUUCGAGAUCGAACCAAGCAAGCGUGCAUGGAAACCGCAACAGCGUCAUGCCAGCGAUUCGGCUUUGGACAUGGCUGACCGCAUCAUCAGUCCACCUCGCAUCAGCACCGCUCGCAAGGCCAGUCCGUCUCGUCAAGAAAGCGUGACCAAGGAAUCUGCAACCGAUGGACCAAAUCUGCCUCCAGUGUUCAAAGUUCCGCGUCGCGAACGUCAAGUCGUCCGUAUCCGCGCUCCAGAUGGUACUCCGGUCACGUUCACCCAGCAAGCUGAGCCUGACAAUACUGCUGAAGGUGUUAGUGGAAUGCACAUCAAGACCCCGCAGGCCUCAACCGUGACCACUCCAGCAACAGCCAAUACUCCGACCAGCAACCAUGCCAGCCCCCGUCGAGCAGGUUUUGCGUAUCUCAACGACGUCAACAACCAUAGCUCCGACCAGGCCAACGUCGAUGCCAGUCCCAGCACCCAUGCCAAGCCCGUCGUCAUGCCGAACGUCGGUAGACCCAGUCCCGGCCACACUCGCAACUUUGGCAUGAGUUCGACCUUCAGCUUCGUUGCUCAGUCCGCAUCUUCGUCGCCGGCUGUUGCCCGCUCCGCUCAUGGUACACGAAUGGUUGCAGAAUCAGGUUCUCCACUGGCACGCGGCAGAGGAGGUGGUCCUCCGGCAGCAGGAAUGGUCGGCUCCACCACUGACUCUUUCCGCUCUGGAUAUGGACCUGGACCAGGAUCUGGACAGCGAUCCCGAGCCCGUUCGACUUUCAGCUUCAGCGAGCCAAUCGAUGAAGAGGAAUUCGACGGAACCGACGUCAUGUCUGGCCGUCGCCAGUAG
This is a messenger RNA of Capronia coronata CBS 617.96, 2745 nucleotides long. RefSeq lists its product as uncharacterized. The coding region runs from base 1 to 2745 and encodes 914 amino acids. Gene Ontology annotation, molecular function: nucleic acid binding. NCBI's taxonomy places the organism in Eukaryota, Fungi, Ascomycota, Eurotiomycetes, Chaetothyriales, Herpotrichiellaceae. The transcript has 4 exons. The record is from RefSeq and is a predicted model, not a curated record.